AUGUCGUCGCCGCCGCCCGCCACGAUCCAGACGACGGCGCCCAUCCUCGCGUGCGAGACAUGUGACGCCAGCACGUUUACCUCGCGCAACCAGCUCUUCCGCCACAUCAAGGACUGCGCAGUCAACAUGACGUACGUCGCCGACGUCGAAGCGACCGUGCCGACGGCCGAGACGACCGACUUGUACUACUAUGUCACGGGUGGUCGCCUCUGCGGCAAGACGCUCGGGUCCGUCGAGCGCUACUCGUUUGCACGCAACUGCUGGGAAAGCGUCCCGUCCAUGCUCGAGAACCGGGGUUCGCACGGCGCGGUCGGCGUUGGCACCGAGCUCUUUGUGCUCGGCGGCGGCGGCUUCCGCUCCAACCUCGCGACGUGCGAAAAGUUCGACGUCUCGGCGGCGACGUGGUCGCAGAUUGCGCCCAUGACCACGUACCGCCACGCGCUCGCGGUCGUCUACAUCCCCGAGACCAAGAGCAUUUACUGCGCUGGCGGCUGGGUCAACGGCUUCAAGUGCUCGCCCGUGCCGCGCCGGCUCCUCGGUGCCACCGCGCACGACGGCAAGCUCUACGUGUUUGGCGGCAACGCCGACGACCACGACCACGAAAACAAGCAGUGGUACUCGAACGUCGUCGAGUGCUUUGACCCGUCGACCAACACGUGGAGCCGCAAGGCGCCGCUGCCGAUUGCGGGCCCAUGCUCGGCGGUCACGAUCGGCAAGCACAUCUUUGUGCUCCUCCACGGCCGGUCCGUCGUGCGCUACUCGCCGACCGACGAUACGUACGUGACGAUGGCGAACCUCCCGCUCCCCGAGUGGUACUGCUUUGACGCGGACGUGGCCGGCACGACCAUCUAUGCGCUCGGCGGCAUCUCCAAGGGCGUCUGGUCGCGCGAGUUUUACGCCUACGACACGAUCGCCAACACGUGGGCGCGGCUGCCACCGAUGAAGAAGCGUCGGUAG
This is a messenger RNA of Saprolegnia diclina VS20, 957 nucleotides long. RefSeq lists its product as hypothetical. Gene Ontology annotation, molecular function: protein binding. The transcript is spliced from 2 exons. Lineage: Eukaryota; Oomycota; Saprolegniomycetes; Saprolegniales; Saprolegniaceae. The coding region runs from base 1 to 957 and encodes 318 amino acids. The record is from RefSeq and is a predicted model, not a curated record.